AUGUUAUUGGAGAUGGAGCAGCAUUCGGGCCUGAUAUCCCUGAAUAUGUCGCCGUUCCAUCUGAGCCCGCAGGGUAGUCCCCAAGGUGCGGCCGGUGCCGGUCAGCAACAGCAACAAGCGCAACAGCAACCGCACUACGGUUCCUCGCCAUACGGGAAUUGCGCCCAGAGUCCACCCUCCACCAUGUGCCACCAGUCGCAGUCCCAACAACAGCAACAACAGCAGCAACAACAACAACAAUUAUCGGUUCACAGUCAGUCCCACUCGCAGAGUAGUAUCUCGAGCUUCGACGCGGCGUUUUUCGACUCUACCGCGUUGGAGGAACGUUGCCCGAUGUGCGGGGACAAAAUGUCCGGCUAUCAGUACGGUUUACUCACGUGCGAGUCGUGCAAGGGUUUCUUCAAACGCAACAGCUCGCCGUGCAGUAGUAAGAAAGUAUACACGUGUUUGUUCUCGCCGACUGGUGGAGGAGGAGGAGGUGGGGGAGGAGGUGGUGGUGGUGGUGGUGGAGGAGGUGGCGGUGGAAAUGGUAACAACAGUGGUGGAACCGGUGGAUGCAACGCAUCUUCAGCGCUCGAGAUCGGAUCUUGUGGCAACAAGAAGGUGUACACGUGUCUGUUCUCGCCAACAGGGGCCGGAAGCGGCACCGGAGGCAAUGGCGGCAGCAACAGUGCGGCUAACGGCGCUGGAGGUGGCGGCGGCGGUUGCGGAACGUCGACGGCCCUCGAGAGUACCGGGAGCAGUUAUAACGGCGGGCCCGCCAGUGCCGUCGGGCCCGGAGGUACGGGUGGCGGCGGUGGUGGCGGCGGUGCGGGCGCCGCUGGUGGCGGUGGUGCGGGUGCCGCUGGCGGCAGUGGGCCCACCGCUGGAAACGCCGCCGCUGGCGGCGGUGGUAGCAGCGGCACCGGAGGAGGCGGAGGCGGCGGAUCCGCAACGGUAAGCGGCAAUGUCGCCAUUCCAACUACCACCUACUCUUUACCAUCUGGUACCAUCUGUCAUCCUGGAUUGGGCCAGGUCGGGGUUGGCGUGGUCACUGGCUCGAUACCAUGUCCGUCCGACUUCCCUGAUACCAAGGACAUCAUGAUCGAGGAGCUAUGCCCGGUCUGCGGGGACAAGGUCUCCGGAUACCACUACGGGCUGCUCACCUGCGAGUCCUGCAAGGGUUUCUUUAAGCGCACCGUCCAGAACAAGAAGGUCUACACGUGCGUCGCCGAGAGGUCCUGCCACAUCGACAAAACGCAACGGAAACGGUGUCCGUUCUGCCGUUUCCAGAAGUGCCUCGAGGUCGGCAUGAAGCUUGAGGCCGUGCGAGCGGACCGGAUGCGCGGCGGUAGAAACAAAUUCGGGCCGAUGUACAAGAGAGACCGAGCGCGAAAGCUGCAAAUGAUGAGGCAACGGCAGCUGGCACUGCAAACGAUACGCGGCAGCCUCGGUGAUCCAUCGAACUAUCCCUCCGCCGUAACGCCUUUCCUGCAUAUUAAACAGGAGAUCCAAAUACCUCAGGUCUCGAGUCUAACGUCUUCUCCAGAUUCGAGUCCAUCCCCCGCAGCCGUGGCCGCUGGUCUGGUCACGACACAGGCUGGCAGCGGAGCUGGUCAGCAUCAACUGAUCGCACCGUCCUCCCAGCCAUACAUUUCUGGCGGUAAUCACCUGCACAACCUCAACCCCGGCCUGGAUAGCAAGCUGUGGGCCGCGAACUCGACCACACCGAGCCCGAAGGCGUUCAACUUCGGCGAACAGUCGACGCAACAACCUCACAGCGGUGGAGGUAACGCCGCCGGUUCCGCGGCCUCCACCGCCGCCUUGAAAACUAGUCCGAUGAUAAGAGACUUCGUGCAAACGGUCGACGAUCGCGAGUGGCAGGCGUCCCUUUUUGGACUGUUGCAAAACCAAACGUACAAUCAGUGUGAAGUGGACUUGUUCGAAUUAAUGUGCAAAGUGCUGGACCAGAAUCUGUUCUCGCAGGUGGACUGGGCAAGGAAUUCUGUGUUCUUCAAAGAUCUCAAGGUUGAUGACCAAAUGAAGCUACUACAACACUCUUGGUCGGAUAUGUUGGUGCUCGACCAUCUUCAUCAAAGGUUACAUAAUAAUCUACCCGACGAGACUACACUUCAUAAUGGCCAAAAGUUUGAUCUCCUUUGUCUCGGCCUACUUGGAGUCCCUUCCCUGGCCGAUCUUUUCAAUGAAUUGUCGUCCAAACUGCAGGAACUAAAAUUCGACCUUUCGGACUACAUAUGCAUAAAAUUCCUGAUGCUGCUCAAUCAUGAAGUUCGUGGACUAGUUAACAAGAAACAUGUACAGGAAGGUCAUGAACAGGUCCUACAGGCACUUUUGGAUUACACGUUGACCUGUUAUCCAUCAGUAACGGAUAAAUUUAACAAGCUGCUAGCAGUAUUACCCGAAAUUCAUGUGGUAGCAAGCAGGGGAGAAGAUCAUCUUUACCAGAAGCAUUGUAGCGGUGGAGCACCGACCCAAACUCUUCUCAUGGAGAUGCUUCAUGCUAAGAGAAAAUGAAACGAUAGAUUCGCACGGCGAUCUAGCCACGAGUUAGUCUAUUGCUAUAUCUCAGAAAUCACGAUAGAGCCCCUUACUGUCAAAGUGGACCUCAAGUACCUAUUAAGAGCUAACGCUGCUUAGGUAUUGGACCAAGUUAAGGGGCCCUGGUUCAUAAAAUACCUAUGCAAACAAAUCAAGUAUAGACGUACAUACAUUUACAUAUAUACAUAAUAUAUGUAUUAUAAAAACUGUAUCUAAAUAUAUAAACAUAAUGACAUAUAUUUUCUAUAUUUGAUGUUGAAGUUUUAGAGAUGUAUCCAUGGAGAAUUACUACCCCUGUUUGGUGGGUACAAGCGCAGGGAAACAGUAAGCAAGAUGCCUUGAAAACAGUACAAAGGGUGGUUAACAAAAUAUUGGUCAAAGGGCAGGCAACUUUUGUCUAAAUAAGCAAAGCUAUUUUUCUAAUACUAGAAGCGAUUAUUUUUAAGCAUACCACUGAAGCCUUGCUCUCAUUUUGAACAGAAAAAAAGAAUAAAUAAAACGAAGAGAUGAUAUCCUAAUAGUAACACACGAACGAAAGAAAAACAAACAAAUAAACAAAGAAUUGCCGACGUUACAGUCAAUCGUGGCUUCUGCAAGGGAUUCAAUGGGCAUACUUGAAUGACAGUAAAAUUUCAUGUGAUAUACUUAUAUAUACAUAUAUACAUAUAUGUCGCACGGCCACCUGGGCAUCCUUAGAACUUCCUAUUAAAAAAAUCUGCAUUUUGUCACACUUGCACACAGCAGGGCUACUAUAUUGUAAAUACUAGUUAACACAUUCCAAUUAUGUUGUAAAGUAUAAAUCAUGUUAAAUAUGUAAUUAUAAUAUUUUG
Messenger RNA from Dufourea novaeangliae, 3368 nucleotides. It is a transcript of the gene ftz-f1, whose product is annotated as nuclear hormone receptor FTZ-F1. Gene Ontology annotation, cellular component: RNA polymerase II transcription regulator complex. The transcript has 5 exons. Gene Ontology annotation, biological process: regulation of transcription by RNA polymerase II; tissue development; hormone-mediated signaling pathway. The record is from RefSeq and is a predicted model, not a curated record. Lineage: Eukaryota; Metazoa; Arthropoda; Insecta; Hymenoptera; Halictidae. Gene Ontology annotation, molecular function: RNA polymerase II cis-regulatory region sequence-specific DNA binding; zinc ion binding; nuclear receptor activity. The coding region runs from base 1 to 2514 and encodes 837 amino acids.